This is a messenger RNA of Strongyloides ratti, 789 nucleotides long. RefSeq lists its product as hypothetical. Bases 1 to 789 code for a protein of 262 amino acids. The record is from RefSeq and is a predicted model, not a curated record. Lineage: Eukaryota; Metazoa; Nematoda; Chromadorea; Rhabditida; Strongyloididae. The transcript is spliced from 2 exons.
AUGUCUGUGGAUAAAACUAUAGUUGAAUUAACAAGAACAUUAGAACAAUUAGGAACAUUAGUUGAACAUAUCAAUGGACAGAUAAGUGGUAUAACGGGAAGAAUUAAUGGAACAUUAAAUGAAUUAGAUAAUGCUAUAACGGGUAUAACAACAGAGGCAAAAACAUUAACAGGCCAAUUAGGUGAUGCUAUUUCACAAGUUCCUAAAUCAUGGGUUUUUUAUUUACUUUUUAUUACUUUAAUUGUUGUUUUUAUUCUCCUUGCAAUACUUAUUUUUAUGAAUUUAUUAACUAAAUCAUAUUAUAUUUAUAAAGUAUUAAAAGGAGUUGAUACAAUUGAUGAUGAUAAUAAAAGAAGGUAUAGAGAUGAUAUAUAUUCUGGGCAAACUACACCAUUAUCUGAAGAUAAAGCAUCUGGACAUAUAUCAUUACCAAUAAAUAUAGACGAUGGUUUUAAUCGUAAUAUUUAUAAUAGAAAAUACAAUAAUAAUGUUAAUCAACGGCAAGCAUCUAUUAAUCAAGGGAUAUCAUAUGAUGGAACAUUAAAAUCACCAAAUACACCAAUUUAUAAUGUUAAUCAUGAAAGUGGAAUUAUGAAAAAUAAUCUUCAAGAUAAUAGUAUAUCAAGACGGACAUACUUAAGAAAAGGUGAAGAAGUAAACUCUAAUAUUGGAGUUGGUGCUAGAUACAAUGUAUCAACCGGAACAACAGUACCAUAUUAUAAUAAUAACACAAAUUUAAGCAAUUUUAAUAAUACACCAGUUAUUACCUCAAGAGCAGAACAAGUUUAA